AUGUCAACUUAUACAUUUAUUAUUAUAGGCAAGAAUGAUAAUCCUUUAUAUGAAUUAGAGCUUCCUGCAUUGUCUUCACAAAAAAAAGAUGCUGCCUAUAUAAACCAAUAUAUAUUACAUAGUUCACUAGAUGUAGUUGAAGAAGCUGUAUGGAAAACAAAUAAUAUGUAUCUUAAAAUUGUAGAUAAAUAUAAUAAAUAUAAUAUAUCAUCUUAUGUUACUGCUGGUCAUAUAAAGUUCAUGUUGCUACAUGAAAAGAAAGAUGAAGAAGCAAUCAGAAACUUUUUUGUAGAUGUACACGAUCUUUACUUAAAGAUACUACUCAAUCCAUUUUAUACAUAUAAUACACCGAUUACAUCGACUGCAUUCGAUGCCAGAGAAAAGUUUGACCAUCCAUGGAGAUUGGAUGGUGGAAAAUCAUUGGAACCAGGAUGCUACUAUACUUUUAAUGAGGGAAUUGGACCAGUUGUGCAUACUCACCAAGCAUUGACAAACUUCCAGGAAAUCGAGAAAAAAUUCAACUAUGAGAUACGCGAGAAUAAGAAUAACGUUGUCGAAGACUGGAAGAUCUAUAACAUCGGAAAUACAUUCAAGAUCGAAGGUGACUUGAUAGGUUCACUCAAGACCGGCCAGAAAGCAGAGAUCAAAUGUACCACCAACAGUGAGAAGUCAUUGAUGGUGAUCGUUCGUAGACCCACACCAAAGUAUGUCACCAUCAAAGACAUCGAUUCCUUCUCCGAUGUUGUAUACAAAGCGUGGGCCAAACAGCCAAACCGAUUUGUAGAUAGUGCCCUCUAUGCCAUGGAAUUCCAUUUGCUCUACAAAGAGACCAAGAACUCGAGUUUCACCAUCAAUGUCAAUGCUGACAUUCAGAACGUUGGAAACGCAGAGGUGAAGAGCACUCUUUCAUUUGGUGGAGACUUUAGCUACUCCAUUUCUUUGAAGCAAGAUAAUCCAAACGGUGAACCGUUGUAUACUGGAUUAUAUACACAGCUAGGUUUUAUCAAAAAAGGUUGGUUCGGUAGAAAGACUGACAUUAAGGAAACAAAAGAUUACGAAGAUAUUAUUCAGCCAGUUCGUCUCGGAAGAACAAUCGCAGCUGAAUCUUCACCAGUCGAACAAAAGUUUGCUUCCACAGCAGAUGCUUCUCCUCUCGAAUAA
Heterostelium album PN500 is the source of this 1161-nucleotide messenger RNA. RefSeq names its product trafficking protein particle complex subunit 2 (gene trappc2). Lineage: Eukaryota; Evosea; Eumycetozoa; Acytosteliales; Acytosteliaceae. The coding region runs from base 1 to 1161 and encodes 386 amino acids. Gene Ontology annotation, biological process: endoplasmic reticulum to Golgi vesicle-mediated transport. The transcript is spliced from 7 exons. The record is from RefSeq and is a predicted model, not a curated record. Gene Ontology annotation, cellular component: nucleus; cytoplasm; TRAPP complex.